Molecule: messenger RNA, 1038 nt
Organism: Penicillium angulare
Lineage: Eukaryota; Fungi; Ascomycota; Eurotiomycetes; Eurotiales; Aspergillaceae
Product: zinc-dependent alcohol dehydrogenase family protein
Exons: 4
Coding region: 1-1038 (345 amino acids)
Molecular function (GO): oxidoreductase activity
Source: RefSeq, a predicted model, not a curated record
AUGGCCUCAAUGAAGUCGUGGAUAAUUGAAAACAAGGACAAUGGCUUUGAUGGCCUUGUUUACAAAGAUGCGCAGAUCCCCAAGGUGGGGGAUAACGAGGUACUCGUGAAGCUGCAAGCUGCAUCAUUGAACUAUCGCGACUUGAUUAUUCCCAAGGGCAAAUACCCUUUCGCAACUAAGUUCCCCGUUGUACCCGGAUCAGACGGCGCUGGUGAAGUUGUCGAGGUUGGCUCCAAGGUGACCGGACUCAAGAAGGGUGAUAAGGUGACAACCCUUUUCAAUCAGGGUCAUCAGUACGGUGCUAUCGAUCUCCCUGCGGCCGGGACCGGAUUGGGUGGUGUCAUCGACGGGUCGCUGCGCCAGUAUGGUGUUUUUGCCGAGACUGGACUCGUCAAGUCUGCGAAUAACCUUUCCGCGAUCGAAAGUAGCACACUUCCUUGUGCUGCGCUCACAUCUUGGAAUGCGCUGUACGGCCUGAAGCCUUUGAAGCCUGGCCAGGUUGUCUUGGUACAGGGUACCGGUGGUGUGAGCCUGUUUGGCCUGCAGUUUGCUAAGGCUGCUGGAGCGAUCGUUAUUGCGACUACAUCAUCUGCACAGAAAGCUGAGAAGCUGAAGAAACUCGGUGCCGACCAUGUUAUCAACUACAAGGAGGAUGUUAACUGGGGUGAGACUGCCAAGAAGCUGACCCCAGAAGGUGCCGGUGUGGAUCAUAUUCUUGAGGUUGGAGGCUCCGGGACGCUUACACAGAGCUUCAAAGCCAUCAAGUUUGAGGGUGUUAUCAGCAUUAUUGGCUUCCUGGGUGGUGUUGACCCGAAGACCCAGCCCAGUGUCCUGGAUACUCUCGGUCAUAUCUGCACAGUUCGUGGUGUUUAUGUCGGUAGCAGAGCUUUGAUGCAGGACAUGAUUCGUGCGAUCGAAGCCAACGAUAUUCAUCCUGUUGUAGAUGAGAAGGUGUUUAGCCUUGACCAGGCCCGCGAGGCAUAUGAGUACAUGUGGGGUCAAAAUCAUUUCGGAAAGUUGGCAAUUGCGGUGAACUAA